GUUUCUUCGUCGCAUUGAGGAUGCUGCGGCAAUUGGCUAGCUUGUCCGCUCAUCAUCCUCGUGUAUCGCCAUCCACCGUUCUUUUCUCUCGUGAUUACUGUUCUUGUUUGUUGUGAUCAUUGGACGGACCUACAAGACUAUUAAUAAAGCUUAGUUGGGGUCUCUCCCCUUUCGUGGGAUCCAUAUCCUAUACCAAUUCACGAUGGCUCGCCUCAGUCGGGGGUGGUUUCUAACCCUCGCGGUGGUCUUCCACCUCAUGUACGCCUAUUCGAUCUUCGAUAUUUACUUUGUGAGCCCGAUUGUCAGCGGGAUGAAGUCGUAUCGGGUCGAACGAGAUGCCAACGCCGAUGCGCCGGCCAACCGACUGGUCCUGUUUGUCGCCGACGGGUUACGCGCAGACAAGGCCUUCCAGGCGCUACCGGACCCGGACGAACCGGCCGAUGUCGAGAACUCGGAGCCCGUCUACCUCGCGCCCUUCAUUCGAUCCCGCGUCCUCUCCCACGGUACCUUCGGCAUCUCCCACACACGAGUCCCCACCGAGUCGAGACCCGGACAUGUCGCCUUGAUCGCCGGCCUAUACGAGGAUGUGUCGUCCGUGACGACGGGGUGGAAACUGAACCCGGUCAAUUUCGACAGCGUCUUCAACCGGAGUCGGCACACGUGGAGUUGGGGCAGCCCGGACAUCCUCCCCAUGUUCAAGGAGGGCGCGGAACCCGGUAGGAUCGAUGCGGACAUGUAUGGAGAGGAGGCGGAAGACUUCACGUCGGACGCAACGCUGCUCGACAUCUGGGUGUUUGACAAGGUCAAGGAGCUUUUCGCGGCGGCGAAGAAGGAUCCCGCGCUGGAUGCGACGUUGCGCCAGGAUAAGCUGGUGUUCUUCUUGCACCUGCUGGGGCUCGAUACGACCGGCCACGGCUACCGGCCCUACUCCAAGGAGUAUUUGCACAACAUCAAGGUCGUGGAUAAGGGCGUGCAGGAAAUCACGCGGCUCGUGGAGGAUUUCUACGCCGAUGACAAGACCGCCUUCGUGUUUACUGCGGACCACGGGAUGAGCGAUUUCGGAAGCCAUGGUGAUGGGCAUCCGGACAAUACUCGAACGCCGUUGGUUACCUGGGGCUCCGGUGUCGCCAAACCGCAGUACGUCCAUGACGGCGCGGUGUCGGGACAUGAGGACGGGGUGUCGGCGGACUGGGGACUCGACACCGUCCGCCGCAAUGAUGUUGCCCAGGCUGACGUCGCAGCGCUCAUGGCCUACCUGGCCGGACUGGACUUUCCCACCAACUCCGUGGGCAAGUUACCGUUGGAGUAUCUCCAAGCGGGUCCGAAGGACAAGGCCCUGGCGGCACUUGCCAACACCCAAGGAGUCCUGGAAAUGUACCGCGUGAAGGAGGAGCAGAAGAAGGCCGCGCUGCUACGGUACACGCCGUUUGAGCCCCUUCACGAUCGGAGUGAUGAUUCGGUGGACGAUCAUCUGGAGGAAAUCAAGUCUCUGAUUGCGAACGGCGCGUAUGACGAGGCCAUUCGCCUCUCGGCGACGCUAUUGGCAACAGCGCUGGAAGGCCUGCGCUAUCUCCAGACCUACGAUUGGCUCUUCCUACGGACGAUCGUGACGCUCGGGUACCUGGGCUGGAUCGCAUAUGCGUUGACGACCGUCAUCGAUCUGCACGUCUUGCACGGUGCCUCGGAUUCGAACCGGACGGUGACGAGCACGAUCUUCUUUUCGUCGAUCCUCGUCGCGCUCUUUUCGGUUUUCCUGUAUCAGCAGUCCUCGUGGCGAUAUUACUUCUACGCUUUGUUCCCGGUCUAUUUUUGGGAAGAGGUCUUUGCCCGGCGGAGGGCCUUGGCUGCGGGUCGUCAGAUACUGCUGUCCCACGUUACCUCCGUGCGGGGGUACUUCUCAUUUGCAGUGCAGAUGGUCGUUUUCGUGGGCGUGCUGGAGGCACUGGUGCAAUCCUACUUUCAACGCGAGAUCUAUACCGUCUGCUUCAUCGUUGGCGCGUUCUGGCCGUUCAUGUAUGGCACCAAGGUGGUGAAGAAUCACGGCAUGCUGUCUGCGUCAUGGGUGAUCGGCUGCCUGUUGAUGAGUAGCUUUACCUUGCUGUCCGCCAACAAAGUGGAGGAUGUCGACAUGAUCACAUAUGGUGCCCUGCUCAUGUUCUUCACGGGCUUGCUGUACCUGCUGUUCGAAGAUGCGAUCCUCGCGAAAGAUGCCCCGACCAAAUCCACGGAGGUCUCUCGCUGUGGGUCGCGGACUGUCAUGGGAAUCCAGGUUGGGAUGGUGCUGCUCGCCCUGAUUGUCACACGUUCGAGUGCCCUGUCUCUCCAGGCGAAGCAGGGUCUGCCGUGGGGCAACCAAGUGGUUGGCUGGGGUGUUCUAGUCGCGUCGCUUAUGCUGCCCUUCCUGCAUCGUCUGUACCCGAACAGCCACUAUCUCCACCGAUCGAUGAUCCUGUUUCUCACCUUCUCCCCCACAUUCAUCAUCCUCACCAUCUCCUGGGAGGGGCUCUUCUACUUUGUGUUCUGCAUGACGCUCAUCACGUGGGUUCGGCUAGAGCAUGCGGUGUAUCAGCACACGGCCGCACCACCAACCCAGACGCACGAUGCCCAGAAAGGCAAAGACUCCGAUGCGCGCCCCCAGCCGAGCCCCAAAGGGACGGCGAUCGUGCAGGGCCAAGCGUACAGGUACCGGACGCUUGGCGUUUCAGAUGCGCGCGUGGCGCUCUUCUUCUUCUACCUGCUCCAAUCCGCCUUCUUCAGCACAGGCAACAUCGCGUCCGUGUCGUCCUUCUCGCUAGAGAGCGUCUCCCGGCUCAUCCCGGUGUUCAGCCCCUUCAGCCAGGGCGCGCUCCUGAUCCUCAAACUGCUGAUCCCGUUUGCCAUCAUCAGCGCCAACCUGGGCUUCCUCAAUCGCCGGCUCGAGGUCGCGCCCAGCGCGCUCUUCAUGGUCGUCAUGUCCAUCUCGGACGUCAUGACGCUCAACUUCUUCUUCAUGGUCCGCGACGAGGGCUCCUGGCUCGACAUCGGCACCACCAUCAGCCACUUCCUGAUCGCCAGCUUCCUGUGCACGUUCGUUGCCGGCCUGGAAUUCCUCAGCGAGGUCUUCGUUAGUGGCGUCGAUCUGGGGUCUCCGGUCAAGGGUGUUACCGUGGAUGGAUCGGCAGACGAUGGCUCUACGGGGAAACAGCCGAACUAAUAUUUCCCCUUCCCUGUUUAUUUUAUCCCCUUUUUUUAAUCCUUUUUGACUUUUAACUUUGAUCGCUGUGUAUAUGAUUACCGUUAUAGACACUAG
Aspergillus candidus is the source of this 3289-nucleotide messenger RNA. RefSeq names its product mannose-ethanolamine phosphotransferase MCD4. Gene Ontology annotation, molecular function: mannose-ethanolamine phosphotransferase activity. Gene Ontology annotation, biological process: GPI anchor biosynthetic process. The record is from RefSeq and is a predicted model, not a curated record. The coding region runs from base 203 to 3193 and encodes 996 amino acids. NCBI's taxonomy places the organism in Eukaryota, Fungi, Ascomycota, Eurotiomycetes, Eurotiales, Aspergillaceae. Gene Ontology annotation, cellular component: endoplasmic reticulum membrane. The transcript is spliced from 5 exons.